AUGAAAGAAAAUAGUUACAACACAAGUAUUCAUAGUAAUAAAGUUAAAAAUUAUGACGAUGCUGAUAGUAGUGGUGAUGUUGCAGUGGUUGGUAUUGGUUUAAGAUUUCCAAGUGGUAAUUUAAAAGAAUCGAUUUCAAAACCAAAUCAAUUAUUUAAUGAAUUAUUGAAUGGAUUGGAUGGAAUAGUUUCAACUUCUGAAAGAUGGUCUGAUAAUUAUUGUUUAAAUGGUGAAAUCGUUUCAAAGUUUGCUGGUUUACUUCCACUUGAUGAAUGGAAACAAUUUGAUCCAAUCUUCUUUGCAAUUAAUCCAAGCAAUGAUAAUGUCGGUUCAAUAGAUCCACAACAAAGAUUAUUAUUAAAAUGUGUAUGGGAAGCAUUAGAAGAUAGUGGUAUUGAUCCAAUUAGUUUACGUGGUACCAAUACAAGUACAUUUAUUGGUAGUAGUACUAUUGAUUAUAAUAAUCUUCAAAAAUCACCAUUUGAAACUCAAAAUAAUAUUUUUGGUUCCACAACUAAUUCCGUUGCAAAUAGAAUAGGUUAUUGCUUUGAUUUUAGAGGUGAAAAUUUAACAAUUGAUACAGCUUGUUCAAGUUCAUCAAAUGCAAUUAAUUGUGGAUAUAAUUCAAUUAAAUCAAAUAAAUCAAAUGUUUCAAUCGUUGGUGGUGUUAAUUUUAUAUUAGACCCACACAUUUCAAAAUCGUUCACCCAAUUAGAUAUGUUAAGUCCAACAGGUAAAUGUCAUACAUUUUCAUCGGAUGCUGAUGGUUAUGUUCGUUCAGAAGGUGUUGGUAUCGUUGUAUUAAAGAGAUUAAAAGAUGCAAUCAAAGAUUCAAAUAAUAUCUAUUGUGUAAUCAAAGGAUCAAGUUCAAAUAUCGAUGGUAACUUUGAUAAAUUAAACUUUUAUUCACCAUCAAAAUCAUCUCAGUGCGAAAAUAUCAAAUUAGCAAUCAAAUCAACCAAUGGUCAAAUCAAUGAAUCUGAUAUUGAUUAUUGUGAAACUCAUGGUACUGGUACUCCAACUGGUGAUCCAAUAGAAUUAGAAGGCAUAUCAAGAGUUUUCAAUAAUAAAGCAUCAACUACAAAAACUAAUAAUAAUAAACAAGUUUUAGUUGGAUCAGUUAAAUCAAAUAUUGGACAUACUGAAGCAUGUUCAGGAGUUGCAUCAUUAAUUAAAUGUUGUAUAAUGUUUAAAAAUAAACUAUUUCUUCAAAAUAUUAAUUUCAAAGAACCAAAUCCAUUAAUUAAUUUUAAAGAAUGGGGAUUAAAAGUUGUCACUGAACCAAUUAAAUUUAAUGAAAAUAAAUCAACUGUCAUGUUAAUUAAUAAUUUUGGUAUAACUGGUUCAAAUGUUUGUUUAAUAUUAUCUGAAUUUUGUAGUGAUCAAUUUAGAAAAAGUAAUGAUUAUCACAAAAUGGAAAUUGAUAAUAAAUUUAAUGAAAAAAAGAAAUAUUUAAUACCACUCUCAAGUAAUUCAUCAACAUCAUUAAAUAAUUAUAAAUCAUCAAUAAUUAAACAUUCAAAUUUAACACCAUUCUCAUCACCCACAAGCUUUGAAGGAUUUAUAUGUAAUCAAAUUAAAUUCAAAUCAACAUCAUUAAUUCAAAAAUCAGUUAUAAUCGCAAGUGAUUGGAAUGAAUUUCAAGAUGAAAGCAAUCAUAUUAAAUUAGAAAAUAGUGAUAAUUUAAUUUCAAAUAUUACAGUUGAAAAAAAGAAAUCACCACUCACAGUAAUGGUAUUAUGUGGUCAAGGUUCACAAUAUAAUAAAAUGGCAUUAUCAUUAUAUGAUAAUGUACCAAUAUUUAGAGAAUCUGUCAAUAGAUUCGAUAAAGAGUUAUUCAAAUAUUAUGGUUAUUCAGUUUUAGAUAAAUUAAGAUCAAUUGAUGAUAAAGAUUUAAUAUCAAUUCAUCAACCAAUUUUAGCACAACCUGCAAAUGUUAUCAUUCAAGUAUCACUCUAUGAAUUAUAUAAACAUUGGGGCGUUUCAGCAGAUAUUAUCAUUGGUCAUUCUCUUGGUGAAAUAUCAUCAGCAUAUUGUUCAGGUAUGAUUGAUUUUCAAACAUUAUGCUACUUGACUUACCAUAGAUCAGUAGCUCAAAAUAGAACCAUAGGUACAGGUAGAAUGUUAUCAGUUAAUAUUAGUUCAGAUGAAUUCAUUAAUAAAUAUCAAUCUACAACUAAAUAUAAAUCAUUAGAAAUUGCAUGUUACAAUUCACCAACAUCAAUCGUUAUCGCAGGUAAAGAAGACUUAUUAAAUGAAAUUACCAAUGAAUUCAAAUCAAAUGAUAUCUUUUGUUCAAUGUUAGGAUUAUUAUCAUCAUUUCAUACAUCAAGUCAACAAAUGAUUAAAGAUGAAGUAUGUUCAUUAAAUAUUUCAUCGAAACAACCAUCGAUAGCAGUAUUUUCAACAGUUACAACCAAUUUAUUCAAUCAUCAAACUUCACCGUUCAAUGCAGAUUAUGCAUUUAAUAAUAUUCGCCAACCAGUUCGUUUCACACAAACAAUUACAAAUCUUUACAAACAUAUCGAAUCAAAUGAUAUGGGUAAUGAAAUUACAUUCAUUGAAGUUUCACCACAUCCAACAUUACAAUAUUACUUAAAUCAAAUGAAAUCAACUCAAUCAAGUUACUUUAAUAAUGGUAAAAACAUUACAAUCUAUUCACCAUUAAAUAAAAAGAAGAAUGAUUAUAAUGAAUUCUUAAAGACAAUCUCUUUAUUAUAUGUCAAUAAUAAUUUUGAUAUUAAUUUCAAAUCACAAUUAAUUAAUAACAGUAAUAACCAUACAAACCAAUCAAAUAAUUUACCACUUUACCAAUGGGAUGAUAAAGAAUACUUUAAACUAAACCCAUCACUUGAAAAGAUUAAAAAUGAAGGUCCAUCCAUUCACAGUCUUGGUAAUAAUACAGAUUCACCAUAUCCAUCAUAUCAAACAUUUAUCGAUAUCAAGAAAUCACCAUUCCAAUGGUUAAAAGGUCAUCAAGUUAGUGAUAAAUUCUAUUAUCCAGGAAUGGGAUAUGUUCACAAUUUAUUAUCAAUUUAUCCAAAUCAAGAUAUUACAAUUAGCUCAUUAGAAUUUAAAUCACCCUUGGUAUUAACAGAAGGUAAUAGACAAUGUUUACAAACUACCAUUGCACCAUUAUCAAAGAAUGAAUUCAAUAUUAAAAGUCAUUAUAAAGAUCAAAAAACAAAUCAAUGGAUAUUAUCAUCUCUUGGUAAUUUUAGUUUAUUCAAACAUAAUAUUGAAAAUAAUGAAUCAAUUAAUAUUCAAUCAUUAAAAGAUAAAUGUAAUUUUACAACUAUAUCAAAACAAGAUUUUUAUGAAACUAUUAGAAUUAAAACAAAUUUAACAUACAAAGGUUUAUUUCAAGGUGUUAAAGAAUGUUAUAUCGGUAAUAAUUGUUCAUUAGUAAAAGUAUCAUUAAAUGAAAUUUAUAAUCAAAAAGAAUAUAAUCAUUUAAUCAACAAUAGUAAUAUGAAUACUUUUUUUAAUACAGCAAUUUUAGAUACUUGCUUACAUGGAGUAUUGGUUGCAGUUACACAACCAAUCGUACUUGAUAGAAUUGAAGCUUUCAAAUUUUACUCUUCAAAUAUUACAUCAUCGAAUAUUAGUAAUAACGAUACAAUUAAAGAAUUAUAUGUUUACUCUGAAACUAGAGCAAGAACUAAUUCUCAAACAUAUUCAGGAUCAAUUAAAAUCAUACUUCCAAAUGGUACAUUAUUAGUUGAUAUUGGAAAUGUAGUUUGCACUAUUGUUGGCUCCAAUCCUGAUAGCACAAUAAUUUGCAAACCACCAUCAAAUGAAAUUUAUACACCAUAUCUUCAAUCAAAAGAUUCAAUCAUUAAUAAACCUGAACAAUUCAAACAUUUAUAUAGAGUAGAUGAAUUUAGUGUCAAAGAAGAAGAUAAUCAAUUACUUUCAAUUGAAUUAUUAUUGUCAUUGUUUUAUAAACACAUUAAUAAUAGAUGUCCAAGUAUCAAUUUAGAAUCAUUAGCAACAUUAGAAUAUGAUCAAUUCAAACAAUUAUAUUAUAAUAGUUUAGUAAAUGAAAAUCUUUUCAAAUUCAUUUUUGAAAUUUUAAAAAAAUACCAAAACCUUCCUAAAAUUAGUAAUAAUAAUAAUAAUAAUAAUAAUAAUAAUAAUAAUAAUAAUAAUAAUAAUAAUAAUAAUAAAAAUAAUGGUUAUAAUAAUUAUGAAAAUUUAUAUAUUAGAACAACUAAAGUAAUGGCAAAACAGUUAUUCCCAUUAAAAGAUGAUGAUUCUAUUACAGAUACACCACAAUCAUUAUUUGAAAUUGGUUAUUUAAAUGAAUUUUAUAAGAAUUCAAAUGUAAUUCAACCAUCAAAUAAUUUAUUAAGUGAAAUUAUAGUUGAAACUCUAAAACCAAUUUUAAAUGAACCAAUUGUAUUUCGUAUAUUAGAAGCAGGUGGCGGUACUGGUAGUCUUAGUUUAUUAAUUUUAGAAAAGAUUUGUAAAUUAUUAAACGAUAAUAGUACAACAUCAAUCAUUAAUAUAGAAUUUACAUGGAGUGAUAUAUCUGCAUCAUUUUUCGCUGAAAUUAAAGAAAAGUUCUCAUCAUUUACAAAUCACAACAAUUUAAAUAUUAUCUAUCGUGUAUUAGAUUUAGAGAAACCAUUAUUAGAUCAAGAUCUUAAAGCAUCCUAUUAUGAUUUCGUUGUAAUGUCAAAUGUCAUGCAUGUCGUUAAGAAACUCAAACCAACAUUAAAUGAAAUUCAUAAUAUAUUAACACCAAAUGGUCAACUUUUAUAUAUAGAACCACCAUACAAAUCAUUUUAUUAUGAUUCAAUUUUCGGUUGUUUUUCACAAUGGUGGCCAUCCUCGGAUAGUGAUAUCGAAUUAAGACCUGAUAGAUGUUGUAUGAAACAAGAGAAAUGGAUUAACCUUUUAAAUCAAUGUAAUUAUAAAGAUACAAUAAUGUCUGGUAAUGAUAAUUUAGCAUUUUUAAUUCAAACUAGAAAACCAACAAUUAAUGAAAUCAUUUCAGAAGAAUCAAAAUCAUUAGAUCAAUUAAAUUCUUUCAGUAAUAUUAUUUUAUUUAGCAAUAAUAAUAAUAUUAGAAAUAAUAAUAAUAGAAAUAAAAAUGAUAGCCGCAGCAGUAUACAAAAUUUAAUAUCAUUGAAUCAAGAAUUAAGACACAAAAUCGUUAAUAUUAAUAAUUAUAAUGAAUUUCAAUCAUGGAUCACAAAUAAUCAAAAUAAAGAUGAUUGUAAUAAAACAUUAAUAAUAUUUUUAAAAUCAAUUGAAUCAACAAUGAAUACUUUUAAUUUCAAAGAAAUCACAUUUGAAUACAUUCAAAUUAAUCAAUUAAUAUUAAAAUUAGAAUUAUCAAAUAAUUUCAAACAUUUAUUAUUAUCAUUAAAUUCAAGCACUGAUAAUUAUUUAUCAUCAUCAAUUAUUGGUUCUGCUCGUUAUUUCCACGUUGAAUUCCCACAAUUAGAUUUAUUAACUUUAAAUUAUGAUAAUGUUUCAAUUGAAAAUAAUCAACAAUUAUCAUUAAUCAAUUACUUAAUCAAUUCAGAUAAUAAUAUUCAAAUAGAAUUUACAAUUAAUAAUAAUAAAGUAUACUAUGAAAGAUAUUUUAAAAGAUCAAAUAAUAUUAAAUCAAAACUUCAAUCUGAAUCAUUUGAAACCAAUAAAGAUAAUUUAUAUAUUCAAUUAAAUUCAAAUUUAGAAUACCAAUUAUAUAGUAAAAAAGAUGAAUUAAAUUCAAAUGAAGUAGAGAUAGAAAUUAAAGCAACUGGUAUAAAUUAUAAAGAUUAUUUAAUGUAUAUCGGUAUGAUUGGUUCAGAUUUAGAUAUUAAAUAUGGUAAAGAGUAUGAAAUUGAAAAUGGUAUUGGUAUUGAUAAUCCAAACAUUGGUAAUGACUUUAGUGGUAUUAUUACAAGAUUAGGUAAUAAUGUAAAGAAAUUUAAAGUUGGUGAUCAAGUUUGUGGUAUUGGUCCAAAAGCAAGUAGUUCACAUGUUAUUGUAGAUUUCAAUUUUAUUUAUUAUAAACCAUUUAAUUGUAAUCAUUCAGUUUCAGCCUCAAUACCAUCUAUUUAUAUUACAUCAUUACAUAGUAUCUAUAGUAUUGGUAAUUUAAAAUCAAAUGAAUCAAUUUUAAUUCAUUCAGCAGCAGGUGGUAUUGGUAUAUCAUCUUUAGAUUUAUUAAAAAGUAAACAACAUCAAGGUUAUAUAUUUUUAACAGUUGGUUCAAAAGAUAAAGAAGAAUACUUAACAAAGAAAUAUGGAUCAUUAAUUACUGCUAUCUAUUCAUCUCGUAAUAAAAACUAUGUCAAAGAUAUAAAGAAUAAAUUAAUAGAAUUAGGUGAAGUUGAACAACAAGGUGUAGAUUUAAUAUUAAAUACAUUAUCAUCAGAGUAUAUGGAUUCAAAUUUCCAAUGUUUAAAUUUAUCAGGACGUAUCAUUGAUUUAAGUAUCACUCAUCUCACACCAAAUGAUUAUAUGACAAAUAAUCAUUUCAAAUUUAAUAUGACAUAUAGUAAUGUAGAAGUUGUCGAUUUCACUAGUAAAUUAAUCAAAAGUUAUUUAAAGAAAAUUAUCAAAAUGAUUAAUUCAAAUAAAUUAGAGUUAAGUGUACCAAUCAUUGAAUAUUCAAAUAAUCAAUUUAAAGAUGCAAUUGAAUAUAUAAAUCAAAGAAAACAUAUUGGUAAAAUCAUUGUUAAUCAUAAUCAAGAUGAAUUUAAUAGAGUUUAUAAUAAUUAUCAAAGUAAUAACAAUCAUAUCAUAAUGAAACAUUCAUAUGAUAUUUCAAAAUUAAAUAUUGGUAAAAAUAUUUUACUCACUGGUCAAACUGGUAUUGUUUUAGAAAUAUUAAAAUAUUUAAUUAAAUAUUCAAAUCACUCAAUUGAAAAUAUUAUAAUACUUUCAAAAUCAAAAUUAAAAUGGGAAUUAGAAUUAUUAAUUAAUCAAAGCAAAUUUAAAAAAGAUAAUAUUAUCAAAUUCCAUUUCAAUCAAAUCGAUAUUGAAGAUUCAAAUAAAGUUAAUCAAGUAUUAAAUCAAUUAGAAUUAAAUGAAAAUAUUACAAACAUUGAUUCAAUUAUUCACUUUGCAUUUAUGAAUGAUAUUAGUGAUAUUCAACAAGUUGAUAUGAAUCGUUUAAAUAAUACACAUGGUGCUAAAACAAUCGGAGCAAUUAAUCUUCACAAUCAAUCAAUUAAUCGUUCAUGGAAUAUCAAACAAUUUAUAAUGGCAUCAUCAGUAGUUUCAAUAGUUGGAUCAGACCGACAAUGUUGUUAUGUUAGUGCAUGUAAUGUUAUCGAUUCAUUAUCAAAGUAUAGACAUUCAAUUGGAUUACCAUCUUUAGCCAUUAAUUUAGGAGCGAUAUCAUCAACUGGUUUCAUAUCACGUAAUAAUGCAAUUGAAACAAUGUUCAAGAGUUCAAUUUUAAAUUUAUUCUCACCUCAACUCAUUAUUAGUUCAUUAGAUUUAUUCAUUCAAAAUCAACAUCAAUAUCCAAAUUAUUGUAUAUCAGAUUUCAAUUUUGAAAUUUUACCAUCAACUUUAACAAACCAAUACCUUUCAAAAUUUGAUUUUGAAAUUAAUAUUGUUAAAAAAUCAAAUCAAAUGAAAUCUUUCACUGGUGGUAACGGUGAUAGUAAUAAUGAAAUUAUUCGUUCAACAAUUUUAAAUAAAAUCAGUGAAUUAUUAUCAAUUGAUGAAUCUAAAAUCAAUGAAGACCUUCAACUCACACAAUAUGGUAUGGAUAGUUUAGUAAUUGUACAAUUAAAGAAUUUUAUCGAUAAUCAAAUAGGUCAUAAUAUUAUCACAAUUCAACAAUUACAAAAUAAUAAAAUCAAUCAAUCAAUUGAAAUUAUUAAAUCUGCUCAUAACAAAAAUAAUAAUAAUAAUAAUAUUAAUAAUAAUAAUAAUAAUAAUAAUAAUAAUAAUAAUAAUAAUAAUAAUAAUAAUAAUAAUAAUAAUAAUAAUAAUAAUAAUAAUAAUAAUAAUAACAACAAUUUAGUUAAAAAAGAACAACAAUCACUUGAUGAAUUUAUUAAAAAUGAAACUAAAUUAAAUGAAUCAAUCAUUUCAAGACCAUAUUCAAUUAAAAAUAUAUUAAAUAAUAAUAAUAAUAGUAAAUCAAUAUUCUUAACAGGUUCAACAGGAUUCUUGGGUGCAUAUUUAUUAACAGAAUUAAUUAAAAUGAACAAUGUCUCAAAAAUUUAUUGUUUAAUAAGAAAUAAUUCAAAACUAACAAAUCCAAUCGAUGUAAUUAUUAAUAAUUUAAAGAAACAUCAACUAAUAGAUAUGAACGAAGAAUCACCAAAAAGAAAAACAAAAAUAAACGACCAUACAGGCAACAUAUCAAAUGAUAAAUUAUAUGGUAAUUUAAACAGUGAUAAUAGUAGUAAUAAUCAAAUAAAAGAAGAUCAAUUAAUUAAAAUCAUUCCAAUGAUUGGUGAUAUUUCAAAAGAUAAAUUUGGUUUAACUGAACAAGACUAUUUAAAACUUUCAAAUGAAUGUGAUAUUAUUAUAAAUUCAGCAGCAGAUUUAAAUUUAAAGUCAAGCUAUGAAGAAAGUAAAAUUGUAAAUAUUAACAAUGUUAAUCAAAUUAUUAAAUUGUCAAUUUCAAAUAAUAGCUCACAAAAAUUAAUAGUUCAUUUUUCAUCACUUGCAGUAUUCAUUAAUCAUCCUUUUGAAGAUGGAGAGGAUUUUGAAGAAACAAAUAUAGUUCCAAGUUUUAAUUCUACACCAGUUGGAUAUAUUCAAUGUAAAGUUAUUUCAGAGAGAUUAUUAACAAAUGCAGCAGAAUCAAGAGGUAUACCAUCAAUCAUUAUUAGACCACCUGUAUUAACCUUAUAUAAUAUUCCAAUAACUAUUUUCAUUGCUAUUUUAAUUAUAGAUAUAUUCUCAAAUCCAAUAACAGGUAUAGGUCAUUCAAAUGAUUUUAUAUCACUUUUAAUAAAAUCUUCGAAAGAGAUUGGUUAUUAUCCAAAUAUUCAUAAAUCAGUUUUCACAACUCCAGUUACAACUAUAGCUAAAACCACAAUCGAUUUAAUAUUCAAUGAAAACAGUUGGAAUCAAAAUAAAUCAAAACCAAUUUCAAUUUAUAAUUUUAAUGGUGAUUCAAUUGAAAUGAAAUCAUUUUAUAGGGUAUUAGAAAAUAGUUUUAAAUGUAAAGAAAUCGAUUUCUAUGAAUGGAUUGAAUUAGUUUCAAAAUCAAAUGGAAAAUCAUCAAAAAGAUAUUCAACAUUCCACAUUCACAAAAAUCAAAAUUUAUUAAUAACAAGCUCUAAAAUCAAUAGUUUAUUCAAAAUGUCAAAUAGCACAAAAGAAUUAUUAAUUUCAAUUGGUUCAUAUAAUCAUCAAGAUUGGGAAAUUAAUGAAUCAAUCAUUUUAAAUGAUAUUAUUAACAAUCAUUAA
This is a messenger RNA of Dictyostelium discoideum AX4, 9384 nucleotides long. RefSeq lists its product as hypothetical. Gene Ontology annotation, molecular function: acyltransferase activity; transferase activity; oxidoreductase activity. Bases 1 to 9384 code for a protein of 3127 amino acids. NCBI's taxonomy places the organism in Eukaryota, Evosea, Eumycetozoa, Dictyosteliales, Dictyosteliaceae. Gene Ontology annotation, cellular component: membrane. The transcript has 7 exons. The record is from RefSeq and is a predicted model, not a curated record. Gene Ontology annotation, biological process: fatty acid biosynthetic process.